GAUAAUGUCGGAUGUUAAAACUGUCAGGAUAGGUUGUGAGCACUAUGCCCGCAAGUGUGUGUUUGUGGUAAGCGUAUGUUGGACUCCCUUUUAGCAGGAGCUACCCCUGGAGCAGCAGGCACAGUCACAGAAAGUGGAUGGUCAAAUUCUAUCAUAUUUGACCUUUACAUGAAAAAUCAUUUGUAUUUGCCAGCUAGAGACAGUGGUUAUGUUUGAUAUUAUAUGAUGGCCUCAAGAGUAACGUAUCUUUGCCAUUGAUUGAAUGGGCAAAAAAAGAACACAUCAUUCUGUUUGUUUUGCCCCCUCACUGUAAUCAUCUGUUACAGCCCUUAGAUGUCAGUUGCUAUGGGCCCCUAGAACAAGCCUGGAAUUCUGCCUGCCAUAGACACUUAAGAGAAAGGGGUGGUAAUGCCAUCACGCGGUAUGAAGUGUGUGUGCUUGCUUGCAGAGCGUGCACAAGUACCCAGACUGCCUCAUAUAUUCAGGCAGCUUUUAGAAAGUCGAGUGUAUUUCCCUUAAAUCCAAAUGUGAUAAGCCCCUUGGAUCAUGCUCCAUCAACAGCUUUCAAAAAUAACAACUCAACUCAAGCUGUUCCUGAAAAAUCAGAUGAAUCAUUUUUUCAAACAAAAGGUGGUCAGAUUCUAAAAAUGUUCAACAGAAAAAGCCAAGGAAUACCCUAAGUAAAGUUGUGGGAGGCAGAGCUAUUAUAACAGAAUCGCCCGUUGUUGGCGCAAUAAAGCUUCACUUGAAGUCACAGAGCAAACAGUGUAAAGAUGUCUCUUCCGCUAUACCCAGUUCCUCCGGCCUUCAGGUGAAACGAAAGCAGCCCCCAGUUGAAGAGGUGGUCAGCUCUGACUCAGAUGACAGUGACAUUGCAGAGUCUGACAAGACUAUAGUGCAUUAUGUGCAAGCUCUUCUAUCCCCCUUGCACUGACAUAAAGCUUUCAUUCAUUAACAUCGUCAAGUGGGGAUGUUGUGAUUUGUGUCAAGGAUGGGUACAUUUGUCAUUUUGUACACAAAUCAAAGUACUUAGGCGGGCUGACUCUUUCCUUUGCCCUAAGUGUACUUCUGAAGAUUAAUAAAAUAGACAGCUGACAUUAAUAAAACUGUAAAUCAGUUAUUAAAGCUGCUAAUUUCUGUUCAAACUAGUUAAAUACAUUUUAAAUAUGUUCAUUGUUUAAUUGGACCAUACCCCUUAUCUUUGUUGAAGAGUAUGGAACUAUUUACUAUUAGUGCAACACAACCGUCGAAAAUACCCCACCGAUACGCAGAACACAACCGCACCAUGCUGUAAGAAAUUUUACAAAUGCCGUGUGUGCCAUGAUGACAAUGAGACUCAUGUGAUUGAUCGCAAGGCAGUGGAACACAUCAAGUGUAGCAUGUGUGAUCUGGUGCAAAAUGUGCGAAAUAUCUGUGAGGGCUGCAAUGUGGUGUUUGGGAAAUAUUUCUGUGAGAAGUGUCGGCUGUACGAUGAUGAGGACAAGGGUCAAUUCCACUGUGACGAAUGUGGACUGUGCAGGAUUGGAGGACGGUCCAAUUUCUUCCACUGUGAAAAGUGUGGCACAUGCUUGUCAAACCAUCUAAAAGGGAAACACAGGUGCAUUGAGGAGAUAUCCCGCCGUAAUUGUGCAGUGUGUCUAGAAGACCUGCACACAUCCAGAAGUAAUGCCCACAUCCCACCUUGUGGUCACUUACUACACAGGGCUUGUAUGGAGCAAUGUGCACAGACAGGCAACUAUUACUGCCCCACAUGUGCUGAGAGCCUGUUUGACAUGAAGCAGGCGUGGAAGAUACUGGACCAGGAGGUGGCCAAUACCCCCAUGCCUGAUGAGUACAAGGACUACCAUGUGGCAAUACUCUGCAGGGACUGUCAUCAGGAGAAUAAGGUUCUGUUUCACGUGAUAGGAUUGAAAUGCCCGAAAUGUGGCUCCUACAACACAUGUCGCUCAGGUGAACGAUACGAGACUACCAAUGUCACACCACAGAUACAGCGUCAGAUGUCUGAUGUAGUUCAGGAACAGUGGUCAGAAGAAGCACAUGGUCAAGGGUCAGAUGGGGCCCAGGGUACUAGGUCAGAUGUGGUCUAGGAUCAGGGAGGGCAGGAAUUGGAGUUGCUGAGGUCGUUGGUUGAUUCCUCAACAGGGGCUGUCUCAACAUCGUCAUGUUUUAGUUUUAAUAACAGUCAGGCAGGGGUCAUCUCAAGGUCAUCAGUGAUAGAGAUUGGGAAAGAUGAAGUGUUGGGUAAAAGAAGAUAUACCAGGUCAACUGAAGAAGGUGGGGAAGUUUCAUGGAAUGGUGAGGGAGAUUUAUGAACCCAGUCUAAUCAAUGUGUUUGACAUUGUAGUGUUCAAACCUUUAGAUGGCCUUAUAUUUUAUGGCCCGUAAAAGGUGACGAUCCGUAAUUAUUACUGAUAAUGCCCCCCUUCGAAGAAGAGGGGGUAUAUUGCUUUGCACAUGUCAGUCUGUCGGUCUGUCGGUCCGUCCACCAGGUGGUUUCCGGAUGAUAACUCAAGAACGCUUGGGGCUAGGAUCAUGAAACUUCAUAGGUACAUUGAUCAUGACUUGCAGAUGACCCCUAUUGAUUUUGAGGUCACUAGGUCAAAGGUCAAGGUCACGGUGACCCGAAAUAGUAAAAUGGUUUCUGGAUGAUAACUCAAGAACGCAUAUGCCUAGGACCAUGAAACUUCAUGGGUAGAUUGAUCAUGACUUGCAGAUGACCCCUAUCGAUUUUGAGGUCACUAGGUCAAAGGUCAAGGUCACGGUGACCCGAAAUAGUAAAAUGGUUUCCGGAUGAGAACUUAAGAACGCAUACGCCUAGGAUCAUGAAACUUCAUGGGUAGAUUGAUCAUGACUGGCAGAUGACCCCUAUCGAUUUUGAGGUCACUAGGUCAAAGGUCAAGGUCACGGUGACCCGAAAUAGUAAAAUGGUUUUCGGAUGAUAUAUCAAGAACGCAUACGCCUAGGAUCAUGAAACUUCAUAGGUAGAUUGAUCAUGACUCGCAGAUGACCCCCAUUGAUUUUGAGGUCACAAGGUCAAAGGUCAAGGUCAUGGUGACCCGAAAUAGUAAAAUGAUUUUCGGAUGAUAACUCAAGAACGCUUUUGCCUAGGAUCAUGACACUUCAUAGGUACAUUGAUCGUGACUCGCAGAUGACCCCUAUUGAUUUUCAGGUCACUAGGUCAAAGGUCAAGGUCACAGUGACAAAAAUCGUAUUCACACAAUGGCUGCCACUACAACGGACAGCCCAUAUGGGGGGCAUGCAUGUUUUACUAACAGCCCUUGUUUUAAAAUAUUUUUUGCAUAUUUUAUUUAUAAAGGUUAUCAAAAAAUAAUUAAUAAAUGCUUUUGGACAUUACCAUAAAAAAAUGAGCAAUACAACUUGUUUCGUGCUCAAAAUACAGUGUCCUCCAAGUCAAUUGUGUUUACAAACAAUCAGUAUAUUUAUAUCGCUGUUUACUCAUUCAUGCCGAUCGAUUCUGAGCCAGUUUUCCGAUAACAAAUUUUGUUUGGUCGGCACAAGACAUUGUGUAUCAUGUGACCAGGUCAAGGGUGAAGAGGCCAGACAUUCAAAACAAAAAAAAUGGCGUAAAAAAUGAAAAGUAUAUUAAAACAAGUAUGCAUGAUGCAAUUCCAUGUUAAACAAAAUAUUGUACAACACAAAAAUAUCUCACCAAUCUCAUGUUCUCUUGAUUUGUUUACGAGGAUAUUGUGUUGUUUGUACUACGUCAUCAAUAAAUGCGUACUUUACGAAAGAAGCUGAGUAACAUCAGAGAUAGCGAAAAUGUACGGAAAUUGCAAAGUUGUAAACAUUUCUGCAAAUUAUGAAACGGUUAUAUCUUCCAUAAUUCUUGACAACGUUGCACCUAAGCUGUAUUAUCAUUCUUUAUGCAAGAGUAACUGAAAUCCGAUAAAAAUUAGACCAGUUUAUAUGCAUAAUAAUUGGAUUUGUCACCUUUAAUGGGCCUUUAAUAAUUGUUAGUUCAGUAAAUAAACUAGAUACAGUUUUUGUAGUUGUUGAAGUCUGAGGGGCAGCACUUUAGAUGUCUGAAAUGUUUAAUAUGCACAUAAUAGCUCAUCUGAGCACAACAUGAUCCUUGUUAGUCUUCAUGAUCACCUUUUGUCUGUCAUGCGUCGUAAUCAUUUACCUUAUAAUCAUUCUAGAGGCCACAUUAAUUGCAAAAUCUAAAAUUUGGUCAGAACAUUUGUUCCAAAGAUAUUACAGCCGAGUUCAAACUACAUGUACAAGACAGGCUAGUGAACAUUCUAGAGGCCACAUCUUUGUCCCAUCAUAAAAUGUAUAUUUGUUGUGAACAUAUAAUGGCUGAUUUCUAUAAUGGUUCUCUAUAACAUGACACAAAUUGAUCAAAACAGUACAGUUCCUUCCACAUUCAGUCGUGCUACCUAUUGCAUUUGGCUCUCUUGCUAAGAAUUACAUAAUGUAUUUCUGUUAUCAAAGGAAACCUACUGGUAUGUUUUACCUGUAAUAACAGGAGGUUUCUUUUUUAGAACCAAGCUGAUACCUUCAUCAUCAAAUCAUUUUUAUGAAAUAUUUAAUAUUUACAACUGCUAUGCAAUAUUGUGUUAACAAAGUGAAUUUUAAUAUUUUUGUAGUUUUUUAUGUGUGUGUAAUUUGUUUCAUUUCAACGUCUAAAGAACUAUAGAAAAUACUAAAUGACUAUACUUAUGAGUAGUCUUCACAAUCAGAUAAGUGAAGAGAGUCUGUGACAGUGUAUUUUGAUUCAUUUAAGAUGUGACCCAGCUGUAUUUAUUGCAUUACCGUUUAACUAGAAUGUACAUUUUUUACACGAGGUUUGUUCUAUUUCAUCUGGUAUUUUGUAUUUCAAUGUACAAUAUUCAUCUUGAAGCAUUCAUGUUUUUUUAUCUGACUUGUGCACAUGGUUAGCCAUUGUGGUCAGUCUAUCAGGUGUCAUCUGUCUUCAAUCUUGAGACUUAACCCAUUUAUGCCUAGUUGACUCUCCCAUCCUUCUAAAUUGGAUCAAUUUAUUUCCAAAAUUAGGGAUGUCUAGUAUAUUUAUUUCUAUAUUUAGAAUCUUUCUUACAGAAAUUCCUUUAAGCAAAACACGCAUGAUGCGGCGUCUCAUCAGGGUCUACGCUGUUUGCCAAGGCCUUUUUUCUAGACGCUAGGCAUAAAUGGGUUAAUCCCUAUCUGUGAACUCAGGUGAGACUUAAGAGCCAUCAUGACCAUCUAACAUGUGUAUAGUCGAUCUUUGAAACAUCAAGACCCUCCAGAUUUGGUUUGUUAAAUUGCAUGGUUUUCCCAAUUGUGAAAGUGUCAUAUAGUAACCCUGGGGUCAAAAUUGGCCCUUCAUACGGUUUUUAUUGUUUUCCUUUUGUGUAUUUACUGAAUGCUCGAAAAACCUCUGAAACCGCAAGGCCCAUAGAUUUUGUAUAAUAAACUAUUUGGCACAUACCGGUAAUCUCAUAGGGUUGUCUGUUACAUAGUUUGUUGAUUUAAUAUUUUCUUGGGCUAAAUUGGCCCCACCAUAAGGGUCACUUGUUUUCCUUUCAUGUAUAAAGUGCAAACUUUAAAUAUUUUUUCUGAAAAGGCAAGGACUAGAGAUUUGGUAUUUGACAUGUAACAGCUUAUGGUGAUCGUCUUCAAAGGUUUUUUAACUCUGGAAAAGAGUACAAACUCACCCAAUAAUAGCUAAUGAAAUCGGUUGUUACACUCGUAAUUUAUUAGCUCGGCUGUUUUCGGAGAAAAGCUGAGGUAUUGUCAUAGCCAGCUCGGCAUCCGGCGUCAGCCGUGCUAAAACCUUGACAUUUUCCUGUAACAUCAAAGUGCUUCCACCUACAACGUUGAAACUUCAUAUGUACAUGUAGAUGCACCUUGAUGAGUUCUACAUGCCACACCCAUUUUUGGGUCACUAGGUCAAAGGUCAAGGUCACUGUGACCUCUAAAAAAAAAAAAAAAAUUUGACAAGCUUUCGCAGCCGAGCGUGGCACCUGUUAUGCGGUGCUCUUGUUGCAAUUUACUUAAUUGAAUUUAAUUAUAUAAAUUGUUAUUAAUUUAUCUCUUUUAAAGGGAUCUUUUCACGCUUUGGUAAAUUGACAAAAUUGAAAAAAGUUGUUUCAGAUUCGCAAAUUUUCGUUUUAGUUAUGAUAUUUGUGAGGAAACAGUAAUACUGAACAUUUACCAUGGUCUAAUAUAGCCAUUAUAUGCAUCUUUUGACGAUUUUAAAACCUAAAAAUUAUAAAGCGUUGCAACGCGAAACGAUUGAAUAAUUUGGAGAGUUCUGUUUUUGUCGUUAAAUUUUGUGAAACUACGAAGAUUGCUUAUAUAACGUAUAAAAUACGGCUAGUAUGUGUACUCGGCGGAAUAGCUCAGUAGGCUAAAGCGUUUUUACUUCAGGACUCCAGGGGUCACUGGUUCGAAACCUGCUCCGGGCAAUGUUCUUUUCCUUUUUUAAAUUUUAUUCUUGAUUUUUUUACUGGAGCUUUUACGAUCCAAUGUUUACAUUUAUCAAUAUAAAGCAUUUAAUGAAUAAGUUUAAAAAAUGCCAAAAUCUGUGAAAAGGCCCCUUUAAUCUGACAGUCCAGUUUAAAAUAUAUACCUGUUGGUGUAUCAGGGACGAUAUAAAUUCUUGUAGUACCCGAUAUCUCCUGUGAUAUUGGUUGGUCUGUGACUGUUUGUUUAAGAUUGUUUAUAAAAGGUUAUACAGAUAAUGCACACAUAAGCAUAUGUAUCGUUGUAGAUAUAGCCUGUAAAAUCCUUUUUGCAUAUAGCCUGUAAAAUCCUUUUUGCAGAAGGGAACGUGUAAUGGUUCUGAUAAAGUCUUAAAAGCAAUACACAUUUGUGUUCAAUGGGUGAUCACAAUUUUUUUUAAUUGAUAUUAAACUACUGUGUGGCUCUCGCUCAAACUUUCACUGAAGAAUAACCUAUCGGUGAAUGUCUUGAUGAUCAUAAAUAAUGGAAUUAUGGGUACAACAAUUUUAGGCAGAAUUAUGAAAUAUUAAGUCUUAAAUGUCGAGUUUUUCUAAAAUGUUAUUUAUAUCAUUAAGCAGCAUGUCUGUGCUUGAUAAAAAUAGUGAAUCUGUUAAAUCUCCUCCAUUUUAAGGUAGCAUAAACCUGUCAGCAAAAUAAUCACUAGAAUAAUUAACUCUCAUGUUUGGACUGCUUGGCAUUUGUUCGCUUAAAUAGGAAUAUUUUACCUACCUAUGCAAUUGUUCUAGAUCUUAAUGUUCGAAAAUUUUGACAUUUGUUAAUCAUAUUUAAAUGAGAAAAUGCAAUUAUGUAUUAUAUAUGGUUCGGUUAACUAUUUUUCCCCAAGUUGUAUCUCAGUAUUUGUUUACCUGUUUAGUAAAGUCUUUUUAAUUAUAUCAUAGAGUAUUUAUAUAUGACAUGGUAUUGUAUAUACAAACAUAUACACUUAAAAUGGAUUGGCAGCAAAGAAACAGCUGAAGUUUUAACCAGGGUUGUGUUUUAUCCUUUAUUAUAUUUCAUAUUUUAUGUAUAUUAAUGCUCAUUCUAUCAUAAUUGGCAUUGAUAUUUUAAGUAGGUGUUUAAAUAAAAUGUUAUGGGUUUGUAAGUUGUGAUAAUCAUCCACAAAGUGGGAGGCGUAACGCAUAGCACUUGUCUGUCAGUACGUCUCAGAGCCUGUGUUUUCAACUCCUCUUUAAAUUCUGGAGUGAAUGAAUUUCGAUCAAACUUUCACAGUUAAAUGAUCUUAAGAUGUAGAUAAUGUACAGAUUUUUGCUGAAAGGGUUUAAGACAGAGUAAUGAUCCUAUGUCUGUUUGUCACAUCCUGAAGCAUUUGUCAACUCCACGUUUAAUACUUGGUAAAUCUCACUAAAACUUUCACAGUUAAAUGAUCUAAGAUGUCAAUUAUCGUAAAUAAUAGAAUUUUGGCUGUGCCGUUUAACGGUUGUUUUGCCCUUGGUCUGUUUUUCAACUUAAGAAUAUAUAGUCCCAAGAUUUUGUGUUUUCAACUCCACUUAAACGCCUGCAUGAAUUUUGCUCAAACUGAAUGAUUUAAUGUGCAGAUAGUAUUUAAGAAAGAAAUUUUGGCUGUGAUUUUGUGUAGAACUAUGGCCCUUUGUCGGUUUUUAUGCCCCCGGAUCAAUAGAUCUGGGGUAUAUUCUUUUUGUCCUGUCUGUUUGUCUGUCAUUCUGUCCAAAACUUUGUCCAAAACUUUAACCUUGGUUAAAGUUUGAUUAUGUUGCAAUAUUGAACAUACCAGCUUGAUAUUUACCAUGCAUGUGUAUCCCAUGGAGCUGCUCAUUUUGAGUGGUGAAAAGUCAAUGUUAAGGUUAUCCUUCAAAGUUAAAGGCCAAAUAUCAUUGUUUUUUUCUUUCCUAAAACUUUAACCUUCGUUAAUCUUUCCUAAAACUUUAACCUUCGUUAAAGUUUUAUCAUUUCUUUUUUAAUAUUGAACACAGCAACUUCAUAUUUGGCAUGCAUGUGUAUCUCAUCGAGCUGCACAUUUUGAGUGGUGAAAGGUCAAGGUCAUCCUUCAAGGUCAAAGGUCAAAACUUAAAAAAAUCAUUUCUCCAAUCAAUUUCUUACUUACUUCUCGUGGAGCUGCACAUUUUGAGUGGUGAAAGGUCAAGGUCACCCUUCAAGGUCAAAGGUCAAAAUAUAAAAAACAUUAAUGUUCAUAACUUUUUUAAUAUUGAACACAGCAACUUCUUAUUUGGCAUGCAUGUGAAUCUCGUGGGGCUGGACAUUUUGAGUGGUGAAAUGUCAAGGUCAUCCUUUAAGGUCAAAGGUCAACAAAAAAAAGCUGCGCAUUAUGGGGCAUUGUGUUUCUGACAAACACAUCUCUUGUUCCACUAUGUAAUAUAUUGUCCCAACAUGUUUGUGUUUACAACUGCUUGUUAACUACAUUGUUGAUCUUGCUCAAACUUUCAGAGUUGAAUGACCUUAAUGCGUAGAUGUAUGUAAAAAAAAAAUGUAGGCAAAAAUAUGGUCCCUGUUCAGUUUAGGAAUACAUAGUCCAAAAAUUAAAGUGUUUUUAUGCCCCCGGAUGGAAUGAUCGGGGGCAUAUUGUUUUUGGCCUGUCGUUCUGUCUCAAAACUCCAACCUUGUUUAAAGUUUUGUGAUAACUUUUGCAAUAUUGAAGAUAACAACUUGAUAUUUGACAUGCAUGUGUAUCUCACGAAGCUGCACAUUUUGAGUGGUGAAAGGUCAAGGUCAAUGUCAUCCUUCAAGGUCAAAAGUAAAAGAAUAAAAUCCAAGGGAAGUAAUAAGCUUUUAAAGGGAGAAAAUUUCUAAACCUGCCCAAUGAUAUAUUGAAAUAUUAUUUCAAAGCGGCGCAAUAGAGGGCAUUGUGAGAGUGUUAUGUGUGUGUGUUCCGGGUCUUAAGUACCGGGUGGUGUUGGGAUGUGGGUCGCGCUGAGUGUCUUGUACAUUAGUAAUGUGCGGGACACUCGGCGGGAUCCGCACCUCAUCACAACCUUAAGGUAGAUAGCACAAUAAGGUCUCAUUGGCCAACGUGCACGGAACUCUCUUAAAAAUUAAAAGUAUUUGGCGAAUACCCGGGAAGCCGGGGUAAAUUUGACCUACUUUGGCUCUAAAAUUAAUCUUUUUCCCCUGAAAGGUCACAGGGGCAGGUCGGGCUACAGUAACCUCGUGAAGAGGCCAGUAGGACCUGUAAAUAAACUCUGAAACACACACACGGGCAUUGUGUUUCUGACAAACACAUCUCUUGUUAAUAUAUCUAACUGCUAGGCAGGUUUUACUUUGAUUUUCACAUCUGAAUGACCGUAAUGUGUUUUAAAAGGAAUUUUGACUGCAACAAGUUUUGGUCAGGGGCCUUUACAAGGUUUUCACUAUUAUUCACUAAAGUUCCCUGUUUUGGGUUAGGAGCGACAUACUGCCUUCUUGUUCCCUUUAGAAUUAUAGUGGAUUUGUGUCCAAUCAUGUGUGGUGGGGGCAUCUGUGACACAUUUCUAGUUAAUAUUUGAUAUUAAAAUGUUUAAGCAUAUUUUGUUGGACGUAUUGGCAUAUUAUUUUUAACGUUUGUUUUACUUCAUUUGUUUUAAUGUUUAUAAUGAAUUAAAUUCAAAUGAAUUUUAACUCGCUUGUCCAUGGAAUCCAAGUGCUUAAAACGGAAGCUAUUUCUCUGAUUGACUUGAAAUUUUGCAUUUGUUCUACACAUUGGUUAAUGAUAAUGUAGAUGACAUAUUUGAAAGAUGUUUAGUUUCAUUAAAGGUUAAAUUAAAA
This is a messenger RNA of Dreissena polymorpha, 10185 nucleotides long. Its product is annotated as RING finger and CHY zinc finger domain-containing protein 1-like. The record is from RefSeq and is a predicted model, not a curated record. NCBI's taxonomy places the organism in Eukaryota, Metazoa, Mollusca, Bivalvia, Myida, Dreissenidae. Gene Ontology annotation, cellular component: nucleus. Gene Ontology annotation, biological process: ubiquitin-dependent protein catabolic process; protein ubiquitination. The transcript is spliced from 9 exons. Gene Ontology annotation, molecular function: ubiquitin protein ligase activity; zinc ion binding. Bases 1380 to 2087 code for a protein of 235 amino acids.